AUGGCUGUUUGCAAUUAUGGAUUUCAACCAUUUCUGAGAGGGUUUCCGCAAGUCCCCGUGCAGAUCUACCACGUUGCCAAAACCAUCAAAAACAGUCCAGUGAGAUUAUUAGAUGCCUUUGUCGAUCGUGUGUUCGAAUUUGUUGACCAGCCAUUGCUCCCAUCUCAGAGUAACUUUGCUCCAGUUGAAGAGAUAGAUGAAGCAGUUCUUGUUUCCAGUGUUGAAGGAAGUAUUCCAUAUGAUUUUCCAGAGGGUAUCUACAUAAGAAAUGGCCCAAACCCUCUUUUUGGAGGACUAAAAUCGACAGUUUCUAUGUUUGGAAGAUCAAGUCACACAUGGAUAGAAGGAGAAGGAAUGCUCCAUUCUUUAAAUUUCAAUAAAGAUAGUGAUGGCAGCUGGACUAUCUCCUACAACAACAGGCAUGUUCAAACAGAGACUUUGAAAUUAGAAAAAGAAAGAAAGAAACCAUCUUUUCUUCCUGCACUUGAAGGAGAUUCCCCAGCAAUUUUGUCAGCUUAUCUGCUAAAUUUGUUGAGAUUUGGCGAUGUAAACAAACACAUUAGCAAUACGAAUAUUUUCGAGCAUUCAGGGAAGUUUUACUCAAUUGCUGAGAACCACGUGCCUCAAGAGAUCGACAUUUUCACGCUAGAAACUUUGGGUAAUUGGGAUGUUAGUGGAGCAUGGAAUCGACCAUUCACUAGUCACCCAAAGAAAGCUCCAGGAACUGGAGAGCUCGUUAUGAUGGGGUUUGAUGCACAAAAACCUUACUUUGAGUUGGGAGUGAUCUCUGAUUUGGUCUGCAGGUACAAUGUGAUCAUUGAUUUUCCAGUGGUUAUAGACAUAAAUCGACUCAUUGGCGGAGGCCCGCUGAUGAAGUAUGACAAGAAAGGAUAUGCCAGGAUUGGAGUUAUGCCUCGCUAUGGUGAUGCAGAUUCCAUCCAGUGGUUUGAAGUGGAACCAAGUAGUGUAUUUCACAUUUUCAAUUGUUUCGAGGAUGGUGAUGAGGUAGUAAUGUGGGCAUGUAAAGCUCGUGGAUCAGUUAUACCGGGACCUGAUCUAGGCUUGAACAAAUAUGAGUGGUUUUCUAGAGGUUAUAUGCAUAUGAACUCUGUUGAAGAUAAUGGUGACAAUAUGACUCAAGAUGGGAUUUUUUUUUCUCGUGCCCACGAGUGGAGAUUAAACAUGAAAACAACAGAGGUGAAGGAAAGGAAUCUCACAGGAACAAAAUUUUCUAUGGAAUUUCCUAUGAUCAAUGAAAACUUCAUCGGUAGCAAAAACAAAUUUGGGUACGCCCAAGUUGUUGAUUCAAUUGCAAGUUCCUCUUCAGGAAGGGCAAAAUAUGGAGGUCUAGCCAAGCUAUACUUUGAAGAACCAGAGAAUGGAUUGUCUUGGGAAUUAAACAAGCUGAUAAAGGUUGAGUACCAUAGCUUUCCGGAGAACACCUUCUGCUCAGGAGCCACUUUUGUUCCUAAAGUUGGAGGUCUUGAAGAAGACGAUGGUUGGAUAAUUACAUUUGUGCAUAAUGAAAACACGAACAUGUCUCAGGCAAGUUAUUUCACAACCAUUAACCAGUGUUUAUGUAGACUCCUAUAUUAUUGCAGGGUUUUACAGAUAUGUUUAACUCUCUUCUUGCAGGUUUAUAUAGUCGACACAAAAAAUAUUUCAAGCGAGCCAGUUGCCAAAAUUACUCUGCCUGGUAGAGUGCCAUAUGGUUUUCAUGGAGCUUUCAUGUCAGUAAGUUCACAACUUGAAGAUUAG
Molecule: messenger RNA, 1758 nt
Organism: Ilex paraguariensis (yerba mate)
Lineage: Eukaryota; Viridiplantae; Streptophyta; Magnoliopsida; Aquifoliales; Aquifoliaceae
Source: the annotation of a GenBank genome assembly